CGGAAGUGGCGUUGUGGAGGGGACGCGCGGCGCUUCUGCCAUGAAGCCGGCCGUGGACGAGAUGUUCCCUGAGGGAGCUGGUCCCUACGUGGAUCUUGAUGAGGCAGGGGGAAGCACGGGGCUGCUGAUGGACCUGGCUGCCAACGAGAAAGCGGUGCACGCCGACUUCUUUAACGAUUUUGAAGAUCUCUUUGAUGACGAUGACAUCCAGUGAAAUUAGCUGUCCAGCUAUGCAGUGCUGAGAUGUGGAUUUUUCUCUAGGAUCUCCUGCAGUGUCAUUUAUUUAUUAAAAUAACCAAAACAGGAAAAUCACAGAGGGGGGCAAAAACCUGUAUAAGCUGCUUGGAAAAUAUGAAGACCAGAUGGUUAAAGAUAACUUAAAGAGGGAACUGUGGGCUGUUAUUUCUAGGAAGCUGUGUGUAGAUUUUUCUUGAAAUCUUACUUGCUGAUGUGCCCAUUCAAUAAAAUACUGAAAAAGCCACCUCUCUCUGCUUUGAAAGUAGAUAUUGCUGUCUUCUGAGAUUGCUUAGAGAAAGAUUCUAUUAUUCUUUUCUAGUAAACAUUGUUACUUUUGGAUACUAUAUAAAGAUACACAGCGGGGUACAUUGCUGCCUUCCAGAGUUUUGU
Dryobates pubescens (Downy woodpecker) is the source of this 627-nucleotide messenger RNA. It is a transcript of the gene COPS9, whose product is annotated as COP9 signalosome subunit 9. Bases 41 to 214 code for a protein of 57 amino acids. Gene Ontology annotation, biological process: negative regulation of protein neddylation. The transcript is spliced from 3 exons. Lineage: Eukaryota; Metazoa; Chordata; Aves; Piciformes; Picidae. The record is from RefSeq and is a predicted model, not a curated record.